AUUGUGAAAUUGGAAAACUUCCGAAAAUUAAUUACGAUUGCGACUGUGCGAGUGUACAUUAUCGGUAUUUCGCAUUUCAGACUGGUUAACUCUUUCUUUUCCGUUCUUUAUUUUGUUAUCACAGAUAUCCUUUUCUUUGUCGAUCUGCAGCAAAAUUUUGAUCAUCCUGUUAUUCGUUAUUGGACUGGCAAGAACUCGAUUAAACUUCCUGCUGACUAUCCUAGUCAGGAGUUGAAAUUACGCGCCAAAUUCGUCGGGAACGUGGGAUACGAUGGGAAAAUGCACGAAAGACAACCGAGAUGUGUAUUAUCGGAAUGCCAAGCAGGAAGGCUAUCGCGCACGAAGCGCCUUCAAACUGCUGAACCUGAAUAAAUCCACCGGUGGCACACUGUUCAAAAACGUCAAACGAGCCGUGGAUCUGUGCGCUGCUCCGGGGAGCUGGAGUCAGGUUCUAUCGCAAGAGAUCUUCACUCCGCAGCAGAGCGAUCCCUCCGUGAAGAUCGUCGCUGUGGACUUUCAGUUUAUGGUGCCCAUUCCUGGUGUAGUGCAGCUGCAGGGCGACAUCACCAAAAUGUCCACUGUGGAGAAGAUCCUGGCGGAGUUCGGCGGUGAGCAGGCGGAUUUGAUUGUGUGUGAUGGUGCGCCCGAUGUGACGGGUCUGCAUGAACUGGAUGUUUAUCGACACCAUGAUAUUGUGCUGGCGACAUUGGCUUUGACGACAGCCGUUCUCAAGUACGGAGGGACGCUGGUUAUGAAAGUGUUCAAGCGGAAAAAUGAUGAUCUGCUUCGCCAGCAGAUAGCUGCGUUUUUCCGUACCGUCACGUUCGAAAAACCUGAAGGAAGUCGUGAUUCCAGUCUGGAGCAUUUUGCCCUCUGUACAGAUCAUUUUUGUCCGGAUGGAUAUCAGCCAAGAAUGUUGUUGGACUAUCUCUCAAACGGUGACAUGAGUCCUUAUUUGAAUACUAUUGUGCCGUUUAUUGUUUAUGGAGAUUUGACAAGUAUUCUGCGAAUACAACCAAAUUCACCUUCAAAGCAACGAAAGUGUCCACCUGUUGCUUCGAGAGAAGAGCAUCAGAACGCGUUGGACAGGCCGGAGACAAUAAGAGACAAGAAGAGCACUGAGAAUGCUGCUCAAGAACGGGAUUUACCUGCAGAUGCAGUUUCAGAACGCGCUGUAUGGGAAAGCCGCAUUCCACCGUUAACGGAUUUGUUGAAGUCUUUGGAUCACGCAUGAUAUUAGAUUUGUUAUGUUAUUUUAUGAUUGUUAAUAGGUAUGUGUUUGGCCGGCAUUAGUGACUGCCAAUUUUGUCCCGUCCAGGCCAAUUUUGGCCCGGUAGCUGACUAGAAGGUCUAUGGAAAGCACCAUCGUUGUUAUUUUUUUAGUUUGCCAGAAUGUAUUUUUGUAAUUACAAACCGAGAUUGGUGAAAUUUGGUUGAACAGUUUGUUAUCCACAAAGCACAAACUGUUGAAGUACGUAGACUCGUGGAAUUUUUAUGCGUAGUAAUAAAUAAAUUUCAAGCAAAA
Messenger RNA from Paramacrobiotus metropolitanus, 1525 nucleotides. Its product is annotated as putative tRNA (cytidine(32)/guanosine(34)-2'-O)-methyltransferase. Gene Ontology annotation, molecular function: tRNA methyltransferase activity. Gene Ontology annotation, cellular component: cytoplasm. The coding region runs from base 272 to 1234 and encodes 320 amino acids. Lineage: Eukaryota; Metazoa; Tardigrada; Eutardigrada; Parachela; Macrobiotidae. The transcript is spliced from 3 exons. The record is from RefSeq and is a predicted model, not a curated record. Gene Ontology annotation, biological process: cytoplasmic translation; tRNA methylation.